CGUGAAUCAGUUAGCCAGAAUAGCUCUUCUAAUACUGCUUAUGUAUCAGAAUCUAUUAACAAUAUUGAGAAAACAGAUGUGCUUAAAAUUACUAAUUGUACUUCUUCAGAAUUAUCUCACAAAACAGAAGUCAUUGAAGAUAUUGCGAAUUCUGCUGUAGAUUUAAACACCAUUAAUGACUGGAAUGCUUCAGAAAAAAUAAGGAAAACUAUAUCCUUGGGAUAUGAUCAAAAAAGUUUGGAAGAAAUCAAGAGCAAAGCUGACUAUCAAGAUAAAUCAGUGGUAAGAUCGAGUAUAAUAACUGAAUUCAUACAAGAUUUAUUGGAAGAGCUACUCUUAUCUGAUAAUCGACUUCUGAAAGAUGUAAAGUUUUCUUCUUCCAAAACAAUAAUUCUCAGAUCGAUAAUACAAGAAAUAGAUCGAUUACAGCAAAGCGAGCAGAAAUUACAGCUUAGCGUUUAUUCUUACAAAGAUUUGAAAACAAGGGUGAGAAAAAUUAAUAAGUUAUUUGGGUUUGAUCCUGUAACUCUGAAAAAGAUUAAUGAUAUAUCAGGGUAUAUGGUUAACUGGAACACCUGUAAUUCUGACAGAAUUUUAAAACUCACUAAUCUUCAAAUCGAAUACAUCAUAAAACAAAUCAAAUCGAAGAUAACCACUAGUCCUGUGAACAAAAUCUCUGAAACUAUGGCUACUACUUCAGCUCAUGAUUCUAACUCAGAUGACUCUGAUGCUAAUGAACUGCUCUAG
Molecule: messenger RNA, 747 nt
Organism: Funneliformis geosporum
Lineage: Eukaryota; Fungi; Glomeromycota; Glomeromycetes; Glomerales; Glomeraceae
Source: the annotation of a GenBank genome assembly